This is a messenger RNA of Eutrema salsugineum, 1297 nucleotides long. Its product is annotated as choline-phosphate cytidylyltransferase 1. Gene Ontology annotation, biological process: CDP-choline pathway. The transcript has 8 exons. The record is from RefSeq and is a predicted model, not a curated record. Bases 92 to 1096 code for a protein of 334 amino acids. Lineage: Eukaryota; Viridiplantae; Streptophyta; Magnoliopsida; Brassicales; Brassicaceae. Gene Ontology annotation, molecular function: phosphatidylcholine binding; choline-phosphate cytidylyltransferase activity.
ACUGCUCAAGAGAAUAAAGAGGGACUCUUUAGGCACCUUUGUAAAUUUCCCGUUUUCCCAGGCGGGCGUGUUUUGCAAUCUAUCGGAGGAUAUGACUAACGUUGCCGGCGAUUCCAACGGAGACGGUCGUUCCACCGCCUUUGCCACCUCCGUCGCUCCCGCCGUUACCGAGAGUUCGCCUCCAGCUAAUCCUCCCGUCCGUGUCUACGCAGAUGGGAUCUACGAUCUGUUCCAUUUCGGUCACGCUCGAUCUCUCGAACAGGCUAAGAAAUCGUUUCCAAACACUUACCUUCUUGUUGGAUGUUGCAAUGACGAUACUACUCACAAGUACAAGGGAAAGACUGUAAUGAAUGAACAAGAGCGAUAUGAAUCUCUUCGUCAUUGCAAAUGGGUGGAUGAAGUUAUCCCUGAUGCACCAUGGGUGAUCAACCAAGAGUUUCUUGACAAGCACCGGAUUGCGUAUGUGGCUCACGAUGCUCUCCCGUAUGCUGAUGCCAGUGGAGCUGGAAAAGAUGUCUAUGAAUUCGUCAAAAAAGUUGGGAGGUUUAAGGAGACUAAGCGAACUGAAGGGAUAUCUACUUCGGAUAUAAUAAUGAGAAUAGUGAAAGAUUAUAACCAGUAUGUCAUGCGUAACCUUGAUAGGGGAUAUUCAAGGGAAGAUCUUGGAGUUAGCUUUGUGAAGGAAAAGAGACUAAGAGUUAAUAUGAGGCUGAAGAAGCUUCAGGAGAAGGUCAAAGAACAACAAGAGAAAGUUGGGGAAAAGAUCCAAACUGUGAAAAUGCUCCGUAAUGAGUGGGUGGAGAACGCAGAUCGUUGGGUAGCUGGAUUUCUUGAAAUGUUUGAAGAGGGCUGCCAUAAGAUGGGAACUGCCAUCAGAGACCGAAUCCAAGAGAAGUUAAUGCGACAAGAGUCAAAAGAAUUGCUCGAGAACGGUCAAAACGGUCAGCAUGAAGACACAGAUGAACAGUUUUAUGAAGAAUAUUUCGAGCAUGACAUUGUUGACAGCUACGAAGACGAUGAAGAAGAAGAGUACUAUGAUGAGAUUGAAGAGCAAACCAAUGCUGCAAAAGAUGCAAAGGCGAUAAAAAGCAACUAGAGGAACUAAGUUAUAUGUUAUUACUCAACAGGUUAUUAGUGCCUAGUGGUUAGUUGGUUACUACUAAUAUUCGUUCUUUUUAUGCCUUAGCAGUAAAAUGCUUCUCAAAUGACUUAGUUAGAGAGAAGAGAUUUUAAAAAAAAAAGGUUUGUGCGAUCUUUUAUAUUACACAGAUUCCUUUUGAUACCCCUUUUAUUAAUU